This is a messenger RNA of Clunio marinus, 327 nucleotides long. The record is from the annotation of a GenBank genome assembly. Lineage: Eukaryota; Metazoa; Arthropoda; Insecta; Diptera; Chironomidae.
AUGAUAGUCAAAAAAUUUAAUCAAAAGGAAAAAAAGAAAGUCGUUUGUCCUCAAGCUGGAGCUGUGCUAGAACGCGCGCUUAGAAUGUCUUGCAGCAUCAGAAGAAAAGAAAUAAAAGAAAUAACAAAACAAAAUCUCAUAAAUAAAAAGAAUUUAUGUAGCUCUUCCAAUAGUAUCGACAAUGCUGGGACAACUGUGAAGAUGCUCACAAUCAGCCAUGCUAUGUUGAUUCUGAGAAAAAGAAUUUUUAGCUCAUCAAGCGAAGAGUUCAGAGACUCACCUUUUCUUACAGUACAAUGGAGAUAUUCAAUGGACAACGAAUAUUGA